Molecule: messenger RNA, 333 nt
Organism: Dibothriocephalus latus
Lineage: Eukaryota; Metazoa; Platyhelminthes; Cestoda; Diphyllobothriidea; Diphyllobothriidae
Source: the annotation of a GenBank genome assembly
AUGGCGGACGGGGUAUUCAAAACCCUGUUUGCCGAUUCCAUUAUCACCGACGUGACUUUCACGGGCGCGUACGUAGAGAAUCCAAAGAGGGCCUUUGAGAAGUCCAACCUCUACGCCCUUGUAACAACGUUUGGAGACGCCUGGUGCACGGCGAACAACGGUGACCGUGGAGAGAUUAAGAGGGUAUUCCAGAGAGCCUUUAGGAAGGCAUACAAUCGAAUGAACCGCAAAAGGUGCAUCAGCCCCAGGCGGCCUCGCAACCAUGGUGAUUUAAAUCGACAACAUUAUUUACAAGGUGUUACCAUGCGAUUAGACUACGGCCUUCACCAGUGA